Messenger RNA from Tarenaya hassleriana, 2299 nucleotides. Its product is annotated as cyclin-A2-4-like. The transcript has 11 exons. Gene Ontology annotation, cellular component: cytoplasm; cyclin-dependent protein kinase holoenzyme complex; nucleus. Gene Ontology annotation, molecular function: cyclin-dependent protein serine/threonine kinase regulator activity. NCBI's taxonomy places the organism in Eukaryota, Viridiplantae, Streptophyta, Magnoliopsida, Brassicales, Cleomaceae. The record is from RefSeq and is a predicted model, not a curated record. Gene Ontology annotation, biological process: regulation of cyclin-dependent protein serine/threonine kinase activity; mitotic cell cycle phase transition. Bases 536 to 1951 code for a protein of 471 amino acids.
UGUUGCUGCGGAGGACAUCCGUAGAAAAUUUCUUCUUUCCUGUUCUUUUUUUGUGUGUGGAUAAUGUAUAUAUUUUUUUCGGGGACUCAAGAAAGGCAGGAAGGGUAAAUAGAUCGUCGAAUAUUUAUUUUUCCUAAUAUUGUGUUUGCAUUUUAGAAAAUAUAUUCUGAAGAUUUUGUGUUUUUACGUUGGUACCAAAUUCUGCACAGAGUAUAUAUCGCUGUGAAUUUGCUUUAACAAAUUUUCUCUUUCGUUUCUAAUGGAACAUAUUUCUCCCGUGGCGUCGAGAUUUUGUCUGCAUUACUGUUUGGCGUUUUCAAUAAGGAAAUCAAAUAAUAUCUGAUUCACUUUCGAAUCGUAAGAAGUUUGAAAAAGUCUGAAACUUGGAACUGGAAGGUGUCUUCUUUUGAUACUUUUGAAUUCGAUGGCCCAAUUUUCCUGGAAAAUUUCACAUCGCGACGAUCAUGUGAUCGGAAAAUGAGGCGGUGUUAAGAUCUUAUGCUUCAGGGUUUGAUCUUAUCCGGGGAUUUCGAUCAUGGGGAAGGAGAAUGCUGGAUCUGGCAAUGCAGUUGUGCUCCAUGGCCGCCCUUUUACGCGUGCCUUUGCAUCUACUUUGCGUUCUUCGGGACAGAUAAAACAUUCAGAAGUGGCUAUAACACAGAAUCAGCAAUGGGCGCCGAGAGCUAACAUAAAAAGAACAGCCUUAGAGGAGAAGAAAGCCAAUGGAUCUAAGAAGCGUGCCAUUCUAAGGGAUGCCACCAAUUUUAGCUGCAGGAAUUCAUACAAAAGCUGCCUUAAUGUUUCCAAAGUUCAGGCAAAGACCAUCCAUCAGAUCCAGAAAGGACGGGCGAGUUCUUGUGUUACUUCACAAGUAUCUGAUCUUCAACCCGGGACAGAAGCAACAGCUGCUGAGUCUGGACUGAGUAAAGCAUCAAAUACAUCAAGAAACCCGCGUCUUUAUUCAGGAACGAGCUUACUCACAAGUGACAGAGCUGCUAACUGUGAUGAGAAGCCGAAUUCUAGAUUGUCUCCACGGCCUCCCGAAAAAUCAGCUUCUAAAUUGGAGAAAAGUGAUACCGUCGGGAGUUUAGCAGAACUGGAUAAUCCAAAAUUCAUAGACAUUGACUCGGAUCAAAAGGAUCCUCUACUCUGCAGCCUUUAUGCGCCUGAAAUUUACCACAACCUUCGAGUUGCAGAGCUAAAGCGUAGACCUUUUCCUGAUUUUAUGGAGAGAAUACAGAAGGAUAUCACUCAAACCAUGCGGGGAAUUCUAGUUGAUUGGCUCGUGGAGGUCUCUGAGGAAUACACACUGGUGCCCGACACCUUGUACCUCACGGUGUAUCUCAUAGACUGGUUCUUGCAUGGAAACUACCUCAAAAGGCAACGGCUUCAACUGCUUGGCAUCACUUGCAUGCUGAUUGCUUCGAAGUAUGAAGAAGUAUGUGCACCGCGCAUUGAGGAGUUCUGCUUCAUCACGGAUAACACUUACGCGAGAAAUCAGGUACUGGAAAUGGAGAACGAAGUACUCAAGUAUUUUGGCUUUCAAAUACACACUCCCACCUCAAAAACAUUCCUCAGGAGAUUUCUUCGAGCGGCGCAAGAAUCUCACCUGAACUGGAGUCUCGAACUGGAGUUUCUGGCCAAUUAUCUGACGGAAUUGACGUUAAUAGACUAUGGUUUUCUCAAGUUUCUUCCUUCUCUUAUCGCCGCUUCUGCUGUUUUUCUCGCCAAGUGGACAUUGGAUCAAUCAUGCCACCCUUGGAAUCCGACUCUAGAGCAUUACACAACGUAUAGAGCAUCUGAUCUGAAAACAUCGGUUUUCGCCUUGCAAGAGUUGCAGCUCAACACCAGAGCAUGCCCCUUGAACGCUAUUCGCUUCAAGUAUAGGCAAGAGAAGUUCAAGUUCGUGGCUGCUCUGUCUUCUCCGAAACUGCUUGACACGUUAUUCUAAUGGCCUAAACCGGGCGGUUCAUCUCUUGAUCCACAACUUUUUGGUCUUUUUUUCACAUUGAUCGUUUAAUCAAAGUAGUAUAAAAUUUAUAUUUGUCCAUAAAACUGGUCCCACGUUCCAACUCGUCCCCACAUUAAAUCCGGUCUAUUGUGGGUUGGUUUGGUUCUCUUGAAUUUAGAACGUUAGAUCGGUUUGGUUCUUCAGAACUCGGUUUACUAACCGGUAGCACCAGAUUAGUUGUUUGUUUGCAUUUCUCGUAUGUACAUUUUUUUUGCCUUAAUCCGGACAGUUAUAUUGCCACAUAAUGUAACAGUUUGGAUUUUUUUUAGAAUACUGUAAUUUCUAUUU